Messenger RNA from Phragmites australis (common reed), 1524 nucleotides. RefSeq names its product probable protein phosphatase 2C 44. The transcript has 5 exons. Gene Ontology annotation, biological process: protein dephosphorylation. The record is from RefSeq and is a predicted model, not a curated record. Bases 106 to 1086 code for a protein of 326 amino acids. Lineage: Eukaryota; Viridiplantae; Streptophyta; Magnoliopsida; Poales; Poaceae. Gene Ontology annotation, molecular function: protein serine/threonine phosphatase activity. Gene Ontology annotation, cellular component: cytosol; nucleus.
AAGGGAAAAAAUAAUUGAGGCCAAAAAAGGACAACCAGACCAAAGUAAAGCGAAGGCACGAGGAAACCGAGGGCGAGACCAAACCCGGGCGGCGGCGGCGGCCCCAUGGCGAUGACCGGCGGGAAGGCGGCGGACAUCCAGCCGCCGUCGGCGUCCUACUCCUCCUCGUCCUCAUCGUCCUCGCCGUCUGCCCCGCCGGCCGGGUGGCCCCACCGCGGCGGCAGGAGGCGGCCCGACAUCCUCAGCAUCCUCCGGAGCGCAGCAUGUCUCAAUGCAUCAUCUUCUGACACUGGAAGAGGACGGAGUAAGUUGUCAAGCAACAAAGUAACACAUGGAUUUCACUUAGUCGAAGGACGAUCUGGCCAUGACAUGGAAGACUACCAUGUGGCGGAAUAUAGAUAUGAAAAUAAUCACGAACUUGGCCUUUUUGCCAUUUAUGAUGGUCAUUUGGGAGAUAGUGUGGCCAGUUAUUUGAAAGCUAAUCUUUUUAACAACAUACUGAAAGAGCCUCUCUUCUGGUCGGAUCCUCAAGAAGCUAUUAAAAGUGCUUACAGCUCUACAAACAAAUAUAUUCUGGAAAAUUCUAAACAACUAGGACCGGGUGGUUCAACAGCAGUUACUGCUAUUGUAGUUGAUGGUACAGAUAUGUGGAUAGCAAAUAUAGGCGAUUCAAGAGCUGUUGUGUGUGAAAGAGGUACUGCUAAUCAACUUACCAUUGAUCAUGAACCCCAUACCACUAAUGAACGAAAGAGGAUAGAAAAGCAAGGUGGUUUUGUUUCUACUUUCCCUGGUGAUGUUCCUCGUGUAAAUGGUCAACUUGCUGUUGCAAGAGCAUUUGGUGAUCAGAGCCUCAAGGCGCACUUGAGCUCUGAACCCGAUGUUAAGCAUAUACAUAUAAACUCAAGUAUAGAAUUUGUCAUACUUGCCAGUGAUGGAUUAUGGAAGGUAAUGAAGAACCAGGAAGCUGUUGAUCUGGUGAAGUCAACCAAGGACCCGCGAACAGCAGCAAAGCGAUUAACGUCCCAGGCCCUCACAAGGAUGAGCAAGGACGAUAUCUCAUGCAUCGUCAUCCGUUUCCGAUGCUGAGUCUCACAUCGUUUCGUGCUCAGAGGCCGGAUCUUCCCCCUCACGCCAUGGCCCAGCCGUCUGCUGUCUCGUUUCCUCCUGCGUGCCAGAUCUCUGUAAAUUGUGGCUGCUGGCAUCUGGACCUACAGUAGUAACACAGGACUGGACUGGACAGGCUCUCAAGCGAUCAAGGUCUGGAAAUGUUGGGCCUGGGUGUUUUCUGUGUGUGAAGGAUGUCCGUUUCUAUGUGCAUAUAUAUAUACACGUUAGAACUUAGAAGCAAAAUAUAUUGUCGGGCUGAGGAGAAGAAAUAAUACACCGCCCAUUGAUACACAGACGGUGCAGAUUGUGUAAGGCUGUAAUAAUUUGGUGAUGAUUUUUCGUGCCCCGUGUGUGCGCGUUGAACUCUUCUGUGUAUAUAUAUGUACACUUAAGAUAUAAAAGAUUGUUCCUUUGCCA